AUGUCUUCACAAGAUGCGACCUCUGCUCAAUCUUCCAUCUCCAACUCUUCCUCCUCUUCCUUUGCUUCCCCUUCUUCUCCUCCUCCUCCUCCUCCUCCUCCUCCUCCUUCGGACCCUCGCACAGACCACUCCCGUCAUCGAAAUUUCUACCGACAAAUUCUUCCGCCGUUUAUUCGCGUGUUGGGCUACUCCACCGCCAUCUAUUUCUCUCUGCAACUCCUCUGGACCUACCUGGAUGCUCGCGAACAGACACAAUUGGAGCAGGAGGAGAAGGAUAGAUUGAUCAGGAUGGUCCGGGAAAAAAGGGAGAGGGGUGUUGAGGCUGGAGGCGCAGGAAUAAUGAACGAGCGAGAAGUGACAAGGGGUUGGUGGGGAUGGAUCAGAGGUCAGGAAUAG
Ceraceosorus guamensis is the source of this 396-nucleotide messenger RNA. RefSeq lists its product as hypothetical. NCBI's taxonomy places the organism in Eukaryota, Fungi, Basidiomycota, Exobasidiomycetes, Ceraceosorales, Ceraceosoraceae. The coding region runs from base 1 to 396 and encodes 131 amino acids. The record is from RefSeq and is a predicted model, not a curated record. The transcript has a single exon.